Messenger RNA from Dendrobium catenatum, 805 nucleotides. RefSeq lists its product as uncharacterized. The transcript has 4 exons. The record is from RefSeq and is a predicted model, not a curated record. Lineage: Eukaryota; Viridiplantae; Streptophyta; Magnoliopsida; Asparagales; Orchidaceae. Bases 25 to 483 code for a protein of 152 amino acids.
AGAGAAACUAAGGUUGAUAAAACUAUGGCAAACGGAUGUGCGUUUCUACAGAGCACCUUCUCAGCCGGCGACCGUACGGUCAUCUGUCCAAGACCUCGAAGACUUUUCGCCGCCUCCGCCGUCCGCCCUCUCCGAUGCUCCGCCGCUUUUCCGUCGGAGACUUCGGAUCCGAAAUCCACUAACGAUCUGGUCGACAUCCUUUUCCCAAAGCAAUCGGAUUCUACGCCACCCUUUUUUUGUGGCUCGCCGCCGUCCAGAUCCGACAACCCGGUGGUCCACGACGCCCGUUUCGGCGAGGCGGUUCUGGCCGCUCCGGUUCCCUUCGUUCCAACGUUGAUCGGAUCCGGAUCCACAUCCGCCGCGUCGCGGAGCGGCUGUACCCGUGUCCGUUACGGCCUCACGCCCGCCGCCGUCCGCGUCGAGGGUUUUGAUUGCCUCGACCGUGAGAGCAGCCGCAGCCGCGGCAUCCCAGCCUUCGCAUAGGUCCUCCCGCAUAGUUGUAGUAUGCGGUUACUAAAAAAAAUUUGAAAUCCCUGCUUCUUUAAAGGGUAAGAGAGCCCAGGAGAAGAUUAACUAAAAUUGCUGAGCCAAAGACAAAAAAUUCGAGAUUAAUUAUAUAUUUACUUGUAAAUCUUGGAAGUUUUAAAUGGUCUUUGAUGGAAUUUUUGUGUAUGUAAAUAUAAUGAUGAAAGCAAGGUGAGAUCUUUAUGUAGAAUUUUAAUAUUUAGAGUCAUUGGGUCUGUAAUUAUGUAAAUAUAUCUUUUAUUUAAUGUCAGAAAUUAAGGUUUUAUUAUGGCUUAUUAAA